Molecule: messenger RNA, 327 nt
Organism: Plasmopara halstedii
Lineage: Eukaryota; Oomycota; Peronosporomycetes; Peronosporales; Peronosporaceae
Exons: 1
Coding region: 1-327 (108 amino acids)
Source: RefSeq, a predicted model, not a curated record
AUGCAGCGUCCAUUGAGAGAUGUUUGCCAUUGUAUACGCGCUGUCAAACGCUUUGAUACAGAUCAAGCCGAGCUCAAACGUCUUUGCUUCAUAUUGCAUUUAGCAAUGCAAUACAUGUUGCGUCUGACUCAUACGUCAUACAUUAAUUUGAUGGUGUCAUGGGUGACGCGACGGCCCAUCACUGACACAUCAAGCCGACACGGCGUGCCGACUACUCCAAAGAUAUACUCAGGAGAAAGGAUUGACCAGUUGGCUUGGAAAAUGGCUAUCCUUCAAGAUCAUAUGGAGCUUAUAAGCAGCUCACAAAUGGAAAGUGCGUACAGUUAG